Polypterus senegalus (gray bichir) is the source of this 2999-nucleotide messenger RNA. RefSeq lists its product as uncharacterized. The transcript has 6 exons. NCBI's taxonomy places the organism in Eukaryota, Metazoa, Chordata, Cladistia, Polypteriformes, Polypteridae. The record is from RefSeq and is a predicted model, not a curated record. Bases 14 to 1030 code for a protein of 338 amino acids.
ACAAACACAGAAAAUGAAGCCACUUUCAGUUGUGAAGGCAUGCCUCAUACUACAUCUAGCCAUUUCAGAGAAGUGCACUGCUUCACAAAAACAGGAAUAUUUAAUUCAAGGAUCACCAGGGCAGGACAUCAUCUUGGGACCUGGGCUAGAAGUCAUCUCAACCAUUUUGGUUACUUGGGAGUUUGAAACAAAAGAUGGUGUUUUUUCAAGAGUUGCAGAUGUGUCCCAACAGAAUGUCAGAUUGUAUACACAUUUCCUAGAUAGAGUCAAUGUAAAUAAUACUCACUUUUUAUUGACAAUAAAAAAUCUGACAUAUCAAGAAACUGGAACCUACAUAGGACGUCUUACAUAUGAAAGUGGGGAAACCCAGAGUGUUUUCUACAAAAUUUCAAUUAGAGUUCUAGCUAAGCCAGAGCUGCAACCAUGGCUUAACAAUGUUACAACAACCUCAUGCAGCAUCUCUGUUACAUGUUCCCUGAAGAAUGUUACCUCCAACAUUACCUGCUUAUAUCAACAAGACACUGUUGUAUGUGAUAAGCCAGAUAUUCAGUCACAAAACAAUGGCCGCCAAGAAAUUCACCUGGAAUUUACAGUCUCCGAAGACAACACCACACUGGUAUGCAACAUUAGCAAUGAAGAUAGCUGGGGCUGGAAUAGCAUACUCUUUGAAGACGUCUGCCAAUUGGACAAAAAUGAAAACUCAAAUGCAAGCACAAAUGAUCAGAUUUUACUACUUAUUAUGCCUUUUGCUGUCCUCAUCAUCGUCAUCAUCAUCAUCUUGGCAAUCACGAAAGCAGUUUCAAAGAAAACCUGUCAAGAACAAAUAAUGCCGAAUGAGCUCAAAGAAGAAGUACCUGACAUGCAGAUGACUGAGGUAAAUUCAGAAAUAACGACAGUGUAUGACACGGUGAAAAACUACAGCAAACAUCCUGACAUUAAUGACGAACCUUCAUCUUCAUUAGAUUCUCCGAUUUCCAUUUCACUGUAUGCUACAGUUCAACGGCCUACAACAUGCAACAAACAUGUCUGAAUCAGCAAAUAAUAAGCUCAAUAAAUAAGAUGCUGAUCUUGGGACAAUGCAAAUAUGUCAAAAUUUUUGGUUUUAAAAGAAGCCUUGGUUUGGAUUCUUGAUUAUAUUUCAUUUUUGGAUUCUUUUGAAUAAGUCACUUUUUAAAUAAUAAAAGUAUGUAAAAUAUCUAAUUUUAAAAUUUCUAUUAAUAACAUGAUGCCAUUUCCAUGAAAAACUAUAAACUUUAGUGUGUAGUCUGUGAAUGUUAUGGAUUUGUUAAUGAUAACAUUAUUAAGUUAGAAGAAAACAAACCCAUUGUGGACAUUAGGGGUGUUCUUCAGUUGUUCCAGUAGUUAGGAAUAAUGUGAAGGAAGCCAACACUCUCUAUAUUCUGCUUUCAUUCUUAAAAUAAACUAAGGGUAAUUACAGAAAUGUCACACAAUUACAAAAUGAACAGGAAGGAAGAAAUGACUCAGGGCUCUCAUGCAUACCUGGGUGAUUGCUCUGUCUGUCAUGUGAGUUCUCUAGUCCAUUUUUCUGCCAAAAUAACACAUCUAAGUUCUGCUUCCUCACCUUCUAUACCCUGACCUCUCUGCUUCCCAACUAAGCCCUUGCCUCAGGCUCCACUCUUGACUCUGGGGUUAAGUCCGGAAUGACCAGGUUUAAGAAAGUUGUUGGGAAUAACUUCUGGGAACAACUCUGACUCUCUUGUUAAAAUAUACAUGACUUGUUUAAAUAUUUUUAGAAAAUAAAAUACCUUUCUUGUGUUUAAUCAAAAAACAACUUAUAUAAUCAACAAGCCAAAAAGAAAGUGGUCAUCCUAUUGGUGCAGUUAGUACAAGGAAUUUCAUUAGCUGCACAUAUGUAAAUAAUAAUGUGGACCAUUAACAAGUAUGCAUAUUUUAACUAUAGACUAACAUAGUGACGAUACAGUAAAAUUACUGUAAUAGAAAAAAAGAAGAGUUGGGGCACUGGACAGUGUUCCCUAUUUAAUGCCCUGGUUGUUGUGCACAGAUAAGCAAGAAUUACAAAGUGAAAUGACAUCAUUCAUGAAGUGGAAGUGUUGCUUUCCUGGUAAACAUCUAUUUACUCCAAGCUGUGGUCAAGAAAGGCAAAGUUUCCUUGGGUCAGGUGGUAUUUGACUGGGUAGCGGUGGAAUAUUUGUGGCUUCUGACAGAAGUGACAUCAUGGGUUUUUCGAGACAGUUCUUUUUCAUUCUGAGGCAAACAGAAAGAGGGUUAAUUUAAGUGGUACAUUCGAAGUUUUCCCCAUAGUUUCAUUCAAUCCCAUACCCAGAAUGCUUGUGUGUCUGACAAUACAGUUCUCAGUUUAUGGCUGUGAUCAGGACUAGCCUUUGGAAUUCCUGGGGCUAUCCUCCUGGAAUUCUCUAUUGCAGUAACAGGUGCCCUUGCGAUUCUUUCAGAGAGUUUACACCAAUGCAGGCAAAAGUCAUUAAACUGUGAGAUCUGUUCAUCAACUGUUUCAUCAAAACCUGAACAUGAAUCAAAAGUCCAUGUCCAAGUUAUUGCUAGAGAUUUCCGAUACUAAAGAUAUUUGGAACACACAGGAUCACAUUAUAAGAUUUUCUAAAUGAACUGUACAAUCUUGGACACUGGGUAGCAUGCAUAAAUUGUAACAAUGGUGAUAUCACAUUCCAGGACAUGCACUUAGUCACCUGUAAUCUGGUUGUAAUAGUACGUAGAUUUCACGAGUGGCAAAACUUACAAAAAAAUGGUGAUGUAUAGAAUUUCAAAACAUAACAUUAGUUGAAAUGAAACAAGUGAAAACAACAUGCAAACAACAAUCUUAUGAGAUUCCAUGACAUUCACACUUGGAACUGUUGUCCAAAAAAGAUGUAGUCAUCCCAAGAAAAUUACUAAAGUUUAAUAAACCCUUCCAACUUGAACUUCAGACCAGCUUAACACUAGAAUUACCAAAGCCUACAAAAAAACUGCUCUUAUUGUUAAUAUUAUACAAUAAAAACAUGCAU